CCCUAACCAAGAGCGGAAAUACAUCUCCCUCCCUCCUCUCCCAAUCGUCUCAUUCUGAGAGUCUACCAACCUCUUGAUUCGUCCGGAGGCCUCAAAAUUGCCGACGGCCCUAGACUACGACAUACUGCCAAUCAUAAGACGGCAGUUAUUGUUUGGACCCCCCUUUAUACCGAAACUCCCCCCCCUGAUUAUACUCUCACGGAUUCUCCUAUCACCUACCCGCGCUGUCUGUUUGCUUGGGAUGGGGGAUAUUUUCGCCACGAAAGCACCCUUCUCAGCAGUAUCUAGCAUUUGAUCCGUCUGCUAACUUCAGGGACCAUCAGUCAGGAGAUGAUAUUGUAGCUCGACUUCCCCCCCCGACCUUAUACUCGCCAUUCAACCCACAUAGGCCGUAUACAGGCCGUCUUGAGCGUAGGUUUCAGGCACCAGUAACCACUGAAGGUACGCGGUUCCACCCUCUUGUCCCGUGUCUUCCUUCUGAAGUCGAGUUCCGCAAACCCUCCCCCGCCACCGGCAUUCUCAACAUCCGCCAAGUCGCCUUCUCGUUAAACCAAUGUCCUCGAUACCAUUUCCGAUACCUAUGCCUGGACCAACCUAAAAGCUAGAGGGUUCACUACGCCAGCCUUCCUUUCCUGCCCGAGGAGGAAACAGGGGGCGAAAAUCCGCUCACGAUAUAUAGAGGUCAUCAUCAGCGUCGUCCCUGGGCCUUGUUUGCCCGAGAUGGAUUAUCCGAAGGAUAUCGGCGUCACGCCCGUCCCGAACUUGCUGGACCAGUACUCCGAGAAACUCCAGCACGCGUAUUUCCUCGAGCCGGAACAUCCCACGAGGGCUGGUGGGGCCGGCAACAUUCUCCAGAGCGCCGAAGACAUCGAGCUGGAACUAGCCGUCGCUGCAAGAUACGAGUCUUUCGGGUCCUUGUCGCACACGUACAGGAGCUACAGAUCCCCCAUCGUUUCCGAUCUUACUUUCUACCGCCGUAGCCGCGGCACUCUUCAGCACGGACUUGGCCGCACCGACGAAGACAUCUACGAAUGCGCCAAGUACAACCCGUUGCGUCGCCCCCUAGCUAAGGGUGACAACAACCCAGCAUACCAAAUCGAGGAUCCGGGUCCCGUCUGCGGCCUGGACAAGGCCAUUCUCGGUUUGGAUCGGUAUCCGCAUGUGCCCAAUGCUGUUAUGAGUGGACCAUUGCUUCCGCGGCGCGGGCCUGUUGCCAAAGCCUCUACGGCCGGCGGUGCCCGCGCGGAUUCGAUGAGAGGCUCCUUCGCGCUGCCGGAAUGCGAGCAGCCGGCCGCCAUCACCGCGUUUUUCAGGCUCCCGGAGUUGUCUCUGAAGGUGCUCGAGCAUCUGGGCAGCCGCUGGGGCGAUCUGUCGAAUCUCAGCCGGACCUGCCAGACGCUGAUGUUCGCCAUCAACCAAGUCUCGACGCGGAUCAAUUUGACGAACGGAGUCUUUCUCAACGUCAAUUUCACGGACGACGAGAUCGACGAGGCGAACGCAAAGGCCCAGGACGACUUGCAUCCGAAACCCGGCUCGUGCCCGUUCCUGUUCUUUUCCAAGGUCAGGGGUAAAUUCGUCGACGACGACGAGGAGCAGGAUGCUGCGGGCAAGGACGCCAGCGGUGAGGCCGGGCGUGGCCUCGGACCGCCAACCGCGGAGCGCUGUGUUGUCGAUAUGUACCGAAUCCUCCGCGCUAUCCACGUCCGCGGAAACAACGUGCGCAUUCUGCACCUCCACUCGGUCAUGUUUCUCGACGUCCCGAUCCUCAAGCUGUGCCUGCAGGGGCUGCCGCGCCUGGCGGCCCUCGGGGUCCACAACUGCGAGCUUCUGCACUUCGGGGAGACCGUGGCCGUGCUGGAGGCCGUCAUCGAGCGCAACGGCGACGAGUCGCUGAGCCGCGUCGACGCCGACUUCUCCCCCUUCUACUACUUCGGCCCGCCGCGCGGGAAGGCGCGCCGGGGCGAGUACGGCGUGAUCCCGUCCGACGAGGGGCUCGUCGACACGCGGCUCGCCGUCGCGGCGGUCCUGGCCGUCGCCGUGCCCCUCGCGCUGGCCCACGGCGUCGACUGGUUCACGCCCGGGACCGGCAUGCGCCAGUUCCUCGAGCGCGUGCCCUUCGCGCCGGGUGCGCUCCGCUACGUCCUCGAGGCCCUGUACAACCUCUACGCCUUCGACGAGGGCGCCCACCACCCGCCCCCCCGCCGCACGCCGCCGCCGGCGUGCCCCCGCGAGAACGAGCGCCUCUACGAAGCCAUGAAGCGCACCCUGCACAACGACCUCCUCCUAGCCGCCGCCGGCGCCCCCAUGGACGCCUGCGCCAUCGGCCGCACCACCACCGCGCGCGGCCGCCUCGCCCUCGUCCACUGCGCCUUCUGCCACGUCGAGCUGCCCACCCUCUUCUUCACCGCCGAGUCCGUCCACCGCGCCCGCGACCAGGUCGAGUGCGCCGGCUGCCAGCUCGGCACCCUCCUCGCCUGCCAGGCCGAGCGCUUCUACGGCGAGAAGCUCGCCGUCGCCCGCGUGCUGCUGCCGCCCGGCGGCCGCGCCGCCGCCGCCCCCUCGCUCGCCGGCUUCCUCACCGCCCGCCGCACCGCCUCCGACGCCGAGAUCCGCGACCGCGCGUUCCCCUUCUACGACGUGUCGGUCGCGCCGCGCGCCGCGGUCCUCGCCGCCCUGCCGCUCCCCGACGACGACUGCGGCUUCUUCGUCCGCGACGCGCGCCCCGGCCCCGCCGCCCCCGCCGAGCUCAAGCAGGUCCACGUGUGGCGCGAGCGCGUCGUGCUGGCCGCCCGGCUCGCGCGCCGGUCCAUCGACCGCGGGCGCGCGUCUGCCGCCGCCGCCGUCGCGCGCUGCCGCGGCGACGCCGCCGCCCUCGACCACCGCUACUACAAGGGCCCGCCCAUGCCGGCGGCCGAGCGCGCCCGCAACCGCGACGCCCGCGCCGCCCUCGACCGCAGCAUCGCUUUCGAGCGCGCCCGCGUCGGCGACGGCCAGCUGAUGCUGCACGUCAGGGCCGUCGCCGGCCGCGCCGCCUCCUGGGACGACGCGGUCUACUACUACCGUCGCUGCGUCCAGGCCCUGAUCCGUGCCAGCCUCGAUGACGGCGACAACGACACCACUGCCCUCGAGAGCGUCGAUUUCGACUCCGCGCAAAAGAAGAGUGCGGGCGAGGAGCCUCGCACCGAUAACAGUGAAUCGGGAGGUAGCAGCGAAUCUGGAGAUGGUUAUUGGGCUUAG
Messenger RNA from Durotheca rogersii, 3237 nucleotides. RefSeq lists its product as uncharacterized. Bases 721 to 3237 code for a protein of 838 amino acids. NCBI's taxonomy places the organism in Eukaryota, Fungi, Ascomycota, Sordariomycetes, Xylariales, Xylariaceae. The record is from RefSeq and is a predicted model, not a curated record. The transcript has 4 exons.